Molecule: messenger RNA, 5000 nt
Organism: Larimichthys crocea (large yellow croaker)
Lineage: Eukaryota; Metazoa; Chordata; Actinopteri; Sciaenidae
Gene: ptpn11b
Product: protein tyrosine phosphatase non-receptor type 11b
Exons: 16
Coding region: 124-1911 (595 amino acids)
Biological process (GO): positive regulation of ERK1 and ERK2 cascade; protein dephosphorylation
Cellular component (GO): cytoplasm
Molecular function (GO): receptor tyrosine kinase binding; non-membrane spanning protein tyrosine phosphatase activity; cell adhesion molecule binding
Source: RefSeq, a predicted model, not a curated record
UCGUGUCGGUAGUGAUGUGUGUCUGCACUCUCAGCUCCACAGAUCCUCUCUCAGUCUUCACAGCGACUCCGCAGAGGCGAAAGGGGAACGUUUGAGGACACUUGACAGCUUUCAGAGACUGCUAUGACAUCUCGCAGGUGGUUCCACCCCAACAUCACCGGAAUUGAGGCAGAGCAGCUCCUGUUGACCCGGGGCGUCCACGGCAGUUUCCUGGCCCGGCCCAGCAAGAGCAACCCGGGGGAUUUUACCCUCUCUGUUAGGCGCAACGAUGAGGUGACCCACAUCAAGAUCCAGAACUCAGGCGACUACUACGACCUGUACGGAGGCGAGAAGUUUGCCACGCUGGCCGAGCUGGUCCAGUAUUACACCGAACAACAGGAUCUCCUGCGUGAGAGGAACGGCCAUGUCAUCGAGCUCAAGUACCCACUCAACUGCAAGGACCCCACCUCUGAGAGGUGGUACCAUGGGCACCUCUCUGGGCGAGAUGCAGAGAAACUGCUCACAGACAAAGGCAAAGCCGGAAGCUUCUUAGUACGCGAGAGCCAGAGUAAACCAGGUGACUUUGUCCUCUCAGUACUCACCAAUGAGGAGAAACAUGAGAACGUUGACCGCAAGACCAAGGUCACCCAUGUUAUGAUACGCUACCAGCAGGACAGUAAAUACGACGUGGGCGGCGGUGAGAGGUUUGACACCCUGGCCGACCUGGUGGAUCACUACAAGAAGAACCCCAUGGUGGAGAAAAGUGGCAUCGUGGUGCACCUCAAACAGCCCUUUAACGCCACAAGGAUAAAUGCAGCCAACAUUGAGAAUCGGGUACGAGAGCUCAACAAAGUAGCAGACAACUCUGAGAAACCUAAACAAGGAUUCUGGGAAGAAUUUGAGGUACUUCAACAGCAAGAGUGCAAACUGCUGUAUCCCCGGAAAGAAGGCCAGAAGCCAGAAAACAAGAGUAAAAACAGAUACAAGAAUAUCCUCCCCUUUGACACGACUCGGGUUGAAAUCAGGGAAGCAGAUCCAGAUGUUUCUGGUUCAGACUACAUCAAUGCCAACUACAUCAGAAGUGUGCAUGAAGAGGGGCGCCACGUGGACGAGGGCAAAGUCUUCAUUGCCACACAAGGGUGCCUACAGAAUACAGUCAUCGAUUUCUGGAAGAUGGUGUAUCAGGAGAAUACGCACGUCAUCGUCAUGACCACAAAGGAGGUCGAGCGAGGACGGAACAAAUGUGUGCGUUACUGGCCCGACCUACACGGCACCAAGGAGUUUGGGAAGGUGCUGGUAAGGAACGUGGACGAGCGGCCAGCACAAGACUACAUCCUGAGGAAGCUGGAGAUGACCCGUCUUGACCGGAAGGAGCCUCUGAGGUACAUCUGGCACUACCAGUACCUGAGCUGGCCCGACCACGGGGUGCCCAAUGAGCCCGGCGGCGUCCUCUGGUUCCUAGAGGAAGUCAACCGCACCCAGAGUACCAUUCCAGAAUAUGGACCUAUUGUUGUCCACUGCAGUGCAGGCAUCGGCAGGACAGGCACCAUUAUCGUCAUUGACAUCCUUAUUGACAUCAUUAACCGCCAAGGUCUAGAUUGUGACAUCGACAUCCCUAAAACCAUCCAGAGGGUACGGCAGCAGAGGUCUGGCAUGGUGCAGACUGAGGCCCAGUAUAAGUUCAUCUACAUGGCUGUGCAGCAGUACAUAGACACGGCUCAGAAGAGACUGGAGGAGGAGCAGAGGAAUAAGAUGAAGGAGAGGGAAUAUUCUAAUAUCAAAUAUCCCCAGAUGACCAACUCCAGGUCUAAACCCAACAUGACAUCCUCACGCUCUUCUUCUGUGAUGACAAAUGAUGAUUCGUCGAGUGUGUAUGAAAACAUCAACUUUAAAAGCCCUCAGACGUCUUUCAGCAGCAACACCAGGAGGUAAAAAGCAUCGCUGUGGACCUCCACAUCUCUCUGUCUGCCUCUCUUUUCAGCGGAGGUGUCGCUUCGUCAGCGCCUGAAAAAUUCCUCGGGGGAGGAGGGAGCGUGUUGCUCUGACUACACCCCACAUCAGUGGACCCUGCCUGGGCUGAAGGUGGCGAGCUGACCCCUCCUUCUCUUGCUGCCGUCCUGCUGGUCCUCUCUGUCUGGAGUCAAACCUCACCCUCCGUAGAGAGGAGGACUCUACAGCAUAGCGCUCUCACUCAGGACCCUUGUCCUCCGCCCAACCUUUCUCCCUCCACCGCUCCAGCCUCUCCCUUUCUUAACCAGUGCAAGUGCCUUGUCACAGGAUGUGUCUAAUCUAGCCUCCCCAAACUUGCUGUUACAUCUCUACUGUUACUACUAUUCCAAAUCUUGGAAACCCGAGUUGUCAUAAGAAACCAACCAGUUUUUUGUCGGGGUGACAGAGAGUAAACACAGAGUCUGCCCCGACCUGAACUGAGCAGAACUGCACGGGACCCAGGAAGAGGUCAAAGCUCAGCUGUUUGUCCGCUCGUUGCCAGAUAUCAUUCUGUUUGCUGUCCCUCCUUUACUGUCUUUGCUGUCAUUCGAACUCAAACUUCAGACUGUUUUUGUUUUUUCUGCCUCUCCAGUGGUUAUUAAUGUGGCCGCUGAGUGAUAGCAAUGGCAGUUAUGUAACUUGCUACAGGACCCUGAGGCACAGGGAGGGCAAGCAAGCCCUCCUCUGCAACACAUUUUUGACAUUAUUUGUAGGUUUAAAAAUGGUCCCACCUUUUUUUCUUUUUGUUUUGUCCAUCUCUUUAUUCAGCUUGUUUUCAUUUUUCUUGGUGUUUUUGUUGAUACUCUUGGUAUCAUGGUUGUGUGUAACAUAUGAGAUGUUGAUUUUUUUAAAAUAUAUAAAUAUAUAUUUAUAAAGAAGCAUUAUGAUUGAAGAGAUUAGAGGUCGACUGAUAGUUGAUUUUUAAAGGGUCGAUAGACAAAGCCGAUUAAUCGUCCGAUAUCACCCGACCAAACCGGCCAAACCGAUUAAUCAGGUCGACCUCUAGAAGAGAUCAUGCUUAAGCACAAUUGUCUAAGCAGCAUCCCCAGCACUAACUUUGAUUUACCCGUUCAUAGUAGUUUGACAGGGAAUGGGUGGAGAGGACUGCUGAAGUGGUGGUUGGAGUAGAGCUUGGCUGACCGUCUCAUCUCAGCUUCGAUUGACUGGCUGUCCUCGUUCAUCAGCAGGUCUGAUGUGUUUCAACAUCUGUUGGAGGAGAGCAUCGCAAGGAGACAAGGGAAAGGGGGCGAUUACAGUGGGCCAGAUGGCCAUCUGCCCGAGAUUGAAGAAUAGAUUUGUCUCCAAAAAGUAAUUUAGAAGAUAGUCAUAAUCCAGGCUUGAUGAUAGCGGGGCGCGUAAGCCGCUGUCGUUGAUGUGAUAAGGAAGACGGUGGUGCCGCAGAGCACCAAGCCCCCCUGCGCUGUCUGGCAGAUUGUUUGCUAUUUUUAGCCUCCAGGAUCAGCACCAAAAUAUCCUAUGCAAAUACAAGUACAGAUAUGUUCGUGAAAUCUGACCUUGUUCGUUUGAAAUGUGAUGAUGUAAUCAUCCUUUUAGAUUUAAAGAAAAGUCUCUCAGAAAAGGAAGAUGAUCAUGUUUGUUAGGUCUACCUUUGUUUUUAACUCUAGGCAUCACAUAAACCAUAAAAUGAGUAACACUUGUUGGUGUUUGUGCCCAGACCAUUCCUCUUUCUCCAUCAACAGAAAUGUUCGACUAACCAGGUCGAGGACAGUCACACGUUGGCCUCCUUGUUUCCCUCAGUUAUAAAUUGGCCAGUUUCUGCCACUGCAGCAUGUGAUUCUUAAGAAACCUGAUUUAAAGAAUAGCUACGUCCGAUCAAAAUGUACUGGAGGAAUAUAUCUCAGUCACUGCACUGAAAUAAAUGUAAUGUGAUACUGUUGACCUUGUGGGAUAUAUUAAAAUAGAUGAACAAUAUAACCUGCAGCAGUUGUAUCAUCCUGCCUGACGGCCCGAGUUCUGUCAUUUAAAGACUUACAAGAGUCGUUUUAUUAAGGUCUCAGCACAUCAGUCGAAGCUUUGAAGCUUUGUCUGUCUAGUGAUUUCAGUCCCUUGUCUGUCAGCGCAGAGAGUUUUCCCAGAGCGGAUAAAUUGUUGCCAAGGUAUUUUAAUGGUUGAUUCUUUAUGUGAAUAAAAGCUAUGAUUUAUGAAAUGAGUGGCAUUGGUGCCCUGUGUCAGAGAAGAAAUACGCUGCACCACUUGAAGUCGUUCAUUUGAAUUUGAAUGUUUGAAUCCAUCUGUUUUUGUUUUCCUUUUGUUCUUUUCCCAUCUGGUUUUUGUUUCUGUGUUUUGGAACUAUCUUGCGCUGUGCAUAAUUUUUAUUGUAUUUUACUCUAUGGGUCAGAUUUUUUUUUUUAUGAUAUGGUGAAACAUCAAUACUUGAAAGUGUGAAACUGCUGAAUCUUUGGCCUCAGGCUGUGUGUGGAUGUCCAUUGGCUGUGGAAGUAUUUUUGGUAGUGCACUAGAUUUUUGCCAUCAGUGUUGUUUUCAUUUUUCUUCUUCUUGUUUCAUUUUUCUGAAAUGUUUCAAAUUGUAUUUCUAAUUGAUUGUUUUAUCCACCUUUUGCAUUUUGUAUUGUGUCUGAAUUAUUAUUGUUGUUAUUAUUAUCAUCAUUAUUAUUGGUGUAAUUUCACCAUGGAUAAGUAAAUUCUGGCUGUGAGUUGAACCGGCGUACAUGGAGGUAUGCAGUAGUAAUAUAAUAUUUUCUUUCUGCUUGUCCUCUUACAUUUACUUGAACAUGAUGACAUGAACGUCAGUGUCUUUUUUGUUUUGAUUCCUUGCCCCUCUGUCGCUCGCUCACAGUAUGCCUGAAGUGAGUAGUGGUGUAUCAAGUGCUCCCAUGUUGUUCAGCUGAGGUUUUCCUCUUCUUGCACUGGCUCUGCCCAGAUGCCUUUUUUUUUUUUUUUUUUUGCUGUAUAGGCUACAACUGCUGAUGCGAUGAGCUGCCAGCAAUGGCACAAAAAUGGUUUAUUAUCAUAUUGUUUAAUAAAAAUCUAUGAUGGCACUAUGUAAAGUUA